AUGGAGCAUAUCCCAGAUAGCUUCUUCCAUGAAGAUGUUAAGGUAAGCAUAUGGCCGUUGGUUUAAGUAACUUCCGGUAUCUUUGUAACAACUUGGAUCACUUCACCAUUCAUGUCUCGAAGGGAAACUGUGCAUUUUCUAGCCAACUAAUGACCAAACAUUAUAUAUUGUGCGUUUCAGAUACGAGGGCACCAAUACCUGGUAUUUACAUCAGAUAAGCAACUGUAACUGCUCCAACAGUCUAAGAUGUAGUAAAUAGACAGAACUUUCAAACUGUGCCAAAAGCCGUUUAUUCAGCUGCUGACCCUAAACGCCUUUGUAAAGAAUGAUGAUCACAUGAAGCAGGUGCCACUAAUUUUCAUCAUAAUGUCUGGCAGAAAACGGCGAGACUACAAAGUACUCCUUGAUGCGGUAACAUCCAUCCUCCCUCAUCCACCGGGAGUCACUAAGGUAUGCUGGAUUUCGAAAAAGCUGUUUGGAGCACUCUCCGCCAGAAACUCCCAGAUGUGCAGCUUAAAGGGUGUUCAUUCCACAGGACAGAAGCCCUAUGGAGAAAGGUAGGAUCAUAUGUCAAGCUGUUAAAUAAUUAUAAGUUUGCAGUUUCAAAAUUCUCAAUUGGCUAAAUAAAUCGGCAAUAAUUCACUUUAUUCUUGUUAGAAGUGUUUAGGGUCAGCAGCUGAGUAAACGGCUGGCAGCACAGUCUGAAAUUCUGUCUAUGUACCACUUGCUACCACAGAUAAGAGAAAUCCAAACUUGCACAGUCAGGUUCAGAACGAAACUAGUUUAUCAUUAAACCAACAGAAUAUUACAUUUUGCUUUCUAUUUUAGGUACAAGGGCUUGGAAUCCAAGAUGCCUACAGAAAUGACGGCGGUACCCACCAAUUCAUAAGGCAAGUUAUGGCUUUACCAUACCUCCCUGCUGAAAAGAUUGAAAUGAGAUUCCAUCAACUCCAGCAGCAAGCAACUGUCAGACCCUUACAGGAUUUCUGCAGUUACAUGCAUGAAAAUUGGAUCAGCAGCCAGACCUUCCAGACACAGACGUGA
Messenger RNA from Pocillopora meandrina, 1044 nucleotides. The record is from the annotation of a GenBank genome assembly. NCBI's taxonomy places the organism in Eukaryota, Metazoa, Cnidaria, Anthozoa, Scleractinia, Pocilloporidae.